This is a messenger RNA of Penaeus monodon (black tiger shrimp), 1035 nucleotides long. RefSeq names its product serine/arginine repetitive matrix protein 1-like. The coding region runs from base 1 to 1035 and encodes 344 amino acids. Lineage: Eukaryota; Metazoa; Arthropoda; Malacostraca; Decapoda; Penaeidae. The transcript has a single exon. The record is from RefSeq and is a predicted model, not a curated record.
AUGGGUCGAGGGUCGCUCUUCGAGGAAACCCCCGGGGCGGACGACGACGAGGCUCUCAAGCAGGGUACAGGGGGGCUGCCGAAGGAGGGGGCCCCCCCGCCCAUGGCCGACCACGCGCCUCCUCCGCCUUGCCAGGAGUCCCUCGAACCGCGGGAAAGGGGCCCUGCAGAUGGCAGCUGCGGCGUUGACCUCAAGAUGGGGAGAAAAACCCGCGUCGAUCUCAGCAGCAGCGCGAGGGGGAGACACAGCCGCCGGCCGUCCAGGACCCCGCCAAAGGAACGGCUUCACAGACGCUUCACAGCAACACACCAGACCAUCACCCGACGCAACCCGCCCCACCACGGCCCGCAGCGUCAGCUUUCCCCACCUCAGCCCGCAGCAGUACCCCCGCAGGGAGGGCCCCAGCCAAACCUACCACCCCGGGAGGAGGGACGAAGAAGUGGUGGCGGAGGCGGAUCUGUCGGCCAUCACGUCAGCGUCAGCGCCUCCGUCAGGACUGCUGCCCCACCUCCCGAAGCUCCCCAGCGCCAUAGAGGCCACAGCGACAGCCCCCGUAUGGUGACGAGGAGAUCUAUCCGGGCCCCGGCGGCGCCCACGAGCCCUCUCCUCAGCAGACACAACCAGCAGAGCCCUUCCCGAGGGCCUCUGCCGCCAGCGCCCGCGUCUACCUCUGCGGGGGCGUCGGUGGGCGGCGUAGUGGUACCGCCACCCCAUCCCGGCACCGUGCUGGAGGCGGCCAGCAUCAUCACUCCAGCCGUCGCAUCAGUCACGGCAGGAAGACAAACUGCAGGAGGCGCCGACGUCAUGCGAUACGACAGCCCAAGCCCUCCUCCGACCCGACGAGGGAGUGGCUACCGCCGGCGCCGCCACGGGUCGUCCCACCACAACGACUCGGGCUACGACCUCCAGCGCAGCAAGACGGACUCGUACAUCACCACAGGCUCCACUCCGGGUGGCGUCUCGAGGCAGAUGAGCCACGAAAGUGAAUCCUCCGACGCCAGCAUGACGAGCAUGCAGCCGGGCGUCCUGCGUUAA